AAAUGUCUCUUGCAUCCACCUUGAAAACCAGGAGGAGCUACCAGUCAAAAGCAAAAUUAUUGCUGCUUUUUGCUUCCUCCUCCUAAUAAAUUCCAUCACUUCCCUUUCCUUAGUCCUUGUACGUUUUUUCCCUCCCUCUCUCUCCCUUACUGCAAAUGUCUCAAGUCCUCUCAAAAUCUCCAAAACACUGCGGCGACAAGCAAGGAGUAAACGUUGACAAGCUCUAUAAGAAGCUAUUCUACUCCUUCUCUACCUUAAUCCUUUCCAUCCUAUCCCUCAUAUUCCUUGUUUGGCUAAUCCUGCAUCCUUCAAAACCAGAGUUUUCUCUCCAAGAAGUCAAUCUCUACCAACUCAACCUCUCAGGCACUCACCUUCUCAACUCCUCCAUCCAACUUACUCUACUCUCCAAAAAUCCAAACCAGAAAGUUGGAAUUUACUAUGAUGAGCUUCAGGCAUAUGCCUCUUACAAGGGCCAACAGAUAACUGUGGAUACCUCUCUUCCUCCUUUCUAUCAAGGGCAUGAAGAGAGAAACAUUCUAACCGCGUCUUUGGUUGGAACUGGGUUACCCGUGGCCUCCUCGUUCGGUUAUGAAGUGGGGCGUGACCAAACGGCUGGGAAAUUGGUACUGAGUCUUAAGAUGAACGGAAGGCUUCGUUGGAAGGUGGGGACUUGGGUGUCCGGGCGCUACAGGUUCAAUGUUAAUUGUGUUUCUAUCAUGGAUUUUGGACCUACUAUCCCCUCAGGUCCACUGAGUUCCAAGCAAGGGACUCAGUGUUCCACAACAGUCUGAAUGAAGAUUAACAUAUGUGCUUAGCAUACAUUAAGCGCAUAUGUGAUUAGCAUCUGAGGGAUUGUUUUACUAGGAAGCCUUUUUUUCCUUUUUCCUUUUCGAGGUUGGUUUGGGAGGUUAAGUUGCUUGUGAGUGCUUGUAAAUUAAUUAUGAAUCAUAGGUAUGAACGUUACAAUUACAACUACAAUGAAAAGCUUGGUUGGGUUGUUUAUGUUA
This is a messenger RNA of Rhododendron vialii, 1007 nucleotides long. Its product is annotated as NDR1/HIN1-like protein 26. The coding region runs from base 156 to 791 and encodes 211 amino acids. The record is from RefSeq and is a predicted model, not a curated record. NCBI's taxonomy places the organism in Eukaryota, Viridiplantae, Streptophyta, Magnoliopsida, Ericales, Ericaceae. Gene Ontology annotation, biological process: defense response to other organism. The transcript has a single exon.